Molecule: messenger RNA, 1722 nt
Organism: Brassica napus (rape)
Lineage: Eukaryota; Viridiplantae; Streptophyta; Magnoliopsida; Brassicales; Brassicaceae
Product: peptidyl-prolyl cis-trans isomerase CYP38, chloroplastic-like
Exons: 6
Coding region: 202-1515 (437 amino acids)
Biological process (GO): protein peptidyl-prolyl isomerization
Molecular function (GO): peptidyl-prolyl cis-trans isomerase activity
Source: RefSeq, a predicted model, not a curated record
AUACACACGAGCAAAGAAAAGAAAAAGAAUAAAGAAAGAGAGUGGGGAAUCUUAUCCGGAGAAGGUAGAGUCAUCUUAUCCUCUUCUCCUUCUCCUUCUCUUAUUCCAAAAAAAAGAAAAGAAAUGUCGAUUCAUCUCGGCUGUCACUGAAAAUCAUUAUCUCUCUCUCUUUUUUUUAGGAUUUUUUAAAAUCUAAUUGAAAUGAUGGCGGCAUCGUUUGCCACUCUCCCUACAGUGAGUUUGGUCAAUACCUCGAGAAGGAGAAUCGAUUCUUACAGCUCCAAAAAACGCGUCGGAGUUGUUCGUUGUUGCUCCGGCGGCGACAUUCCCGAAUAUAAGCAGGUGCAGAGAGGAGGAGGAGGAGGAGGGACAUUGAAAGAAUGUGCGAUUACAUUAGCUUUAUCGUUGGGUUUGAUAGCUGGAGGAGGAGCACCUUCGAUUGCUUACGCGGCGAACCCAGCGAUUCCACAAGUCUCAGUGUUGAUCUCUGGCCCUCCCAUCAAAGACCCAGGAGCUUUGUUGAGAUACGCAUUGCCCAUCGACAACAAAGCCAUCAGAGAAGUGCAGAAGCCUCUCGAGGACAUCACUGACAGCCUCAAGAUCGCUGGCGUUAAGGCUCUCGAUUCUGUUGAACGUAAUGUUAGGCAAGCAAGUAGAUCACUCCAGCAAGGGAAAAGCAUGAUUGUUGCCGGUUUUGCUGAGUCGAAGAAGGAUCAUGGUCACGAACUGAUUGGGAAAUUGGAAGCUGGUAUGCAAGACAUGCUACAGAUUGUGGAAGAUCGCAAAAGAGAUGCGGUUGCUCCUAAACAGAAAGAGAUUCUCCAAUAUGUUGGCGGAAUUGAAGAGGACAUGGUUGAUGGCUUCCCUUAUGAUGUCCCUGAGGAGUACCGCAACAUGCCUCUUCUCAAGGGAAGAGCCACUGUCGACAUGAAGGUCAAGAUCAAGGACAACCCCAACCUCGAGGAUUGUGUUUUCCGCAUUGUCCUCGAUGGCUACAACGCCCCUGUCACCGCCGGCAACUUUGUGGACUUGGUGGAGCGCCAUUUCUACGAUGGCAUGGAGAUCCAGAGAUCUGAUGGGUUUGUGGUACAAACGGGAGAUCCAGAGGGUCCUGCGGAAGGAUUUAUAGAUCCAAGCACAGAGAAAGUGAGGACUGUUCCUCUUGAGAUUAUGGUGGAAGGGAAGAAGACUCCCUUUUACGGCUCAACCCUUGAAGAAUUGGGUCUGUACAAGGCUCAGGUGAUGCUUCCAUUCAACGCAUUUGGGACUAUGGCAAUGGCUAGAGAAGAGUUUGAGAAUGACUCGGGAUCGAGCCAAGUGUUUUGGCUGCUGAAAGAGAGUGAGCUGACGCCAAGCAAUUCCAACAUCUUGGACGGUCGUUACGCUGUCUUCGGUUACGUUACUCAGAAUGAAGACUUUCUUGCUGAUCUUAAAGUCGGUGAUGUCAUUGAGUCCAUCCAAGUUGUCUCCGGUUUAGACAACCUCGUCAACCCCAGUUACAAAAUCGCCGGAUAGUUCUUUACAACUUCAUCGUUUCCCUUUUUAUCUGUUCAAGUUUUUAUCUUUGUGAGAGAAAAAUUAUAAAGGUUACUAUUGUUUACUUAUCAACAAUUGUAACUUACUUGUCUAUUCUUUUUUUUUUUAAGCUUUGAAUUAUUGUAUGAGUUGAUGAUAUGUAUGACUAUAUUUCAAACAAAGGAAGAGCAACAGUUUACGUGUGUA